Molecule: messenger RNA, 1847 nt
Organism: Monopterus albus (swamp eel)
Lineage: Eukaryota; Metazoa; Chordata; Actinopteri; Synbranchiformes; Synbranchidae
Product: leukocyte surface antigen CD53
Exons: 7
Coding region: 219-842 (207 amino acids)
Cellular component (GO): plasma membrane
Source: RefSeq, a predicted model, not a curated record
AUUGUGUGGAGAUUCCUUGGGCUUUAUAUCUGCCAAUACAUCGCGGCAAAAUUUGAACCACUUCCCGAAUCGCUACACGCAGCGAGGCUGCAAACGUAAUCGAUUACGUCCCUUUUCGUAAACAAUACACGCUUCGAUACGCGCUUCACUAAACACUUCCGGGAUUUGUGGGCACAGGCUUCCAAGCAUCGUUGCAGUCUGAUCAGAACUGUUACGCAAUGGCUCAAGGCUGCCUCAAGUGUUUAAAGUACACCAUGUGUGUCACCAACUUCCUUUGUUUUCUGAGUGGUGUGGCAUUGCUGGGCUUUGGUGUGUUCAUGAUGGUCAACUUUAAGGUAGCCGCACUCUUCCCUGACUUGCCCAUCUUCAACUUGAACAACAUACUGCUCACCACUGGCAUCAUCAUUACUUGUGUGUCCUUCCUGGGCUUCCUGGGUGCUCUGAAGGAGAACCGCUGUCUCCUCCUGAUGUUUUUCGUGUUGCUGUUUUUGAUGAUGUUGGCGGAGCUGACUGCAGCAUGCCUGUUACUCAUAUAUGACAAUAAGGUAGAUGCUACGGUGAAAGACAAUCUCAGUGCUAGCUUGGAAAAGGCCAAAGGACAGAGCAGCAAUUCAACAGAGGUGAUCAAUACGUGGAACUGGGUCCAGACGAAUCUCCAAUGCUGUGGAAUCAUGAAUGCGACGGACUGGGGAGAAAGAGUGCCAUCAUCUUGCCGCAGGCCUACAGAGCCCACCACCUACUGGCCACAGGGUUGUUUGAUUAGGGUUAGGAACUGGUGCGAAGAGCAUUUCCUAUUCAUUGGGAUUUCAGUCAUCGUGCUCUGCAUUAUCGAGGUAAGGUGAUGAAGAUACUAAACUAUAUGUAACCACCAAAUGUUUUUUUUUAAACUUCUCCAUUCUUAAUCCAAGUGCAUCAACUUUGUUUAGUCGGUGGCAUGUUUCAUCAAAAAAUCUCUGAUGAACCCAUUGUACCUUACCUAUCAUAAGACCAGCUGCAAUGUUAGUGACUAGACCAGAGCUAAAAGAAGAGUGGACACUGGGCUUAUCUUCAUCAAGUGACUAGAAAUGAGACUAAAUGACACUCAUGUUGCUCCUGUUCACUGGAUCUGUAAAUGUGCAAAUGUUGCUAAUAAGUUAGCCUAUGUCGUGUCUCAAAUCCCUCUAUCAGCUCACUACUCCCUCUGUGGAACAGAAUUGGUAGUUCACAUUAUGGCAUGUGCUAAACUGAGAUUGUGGAUAAGUAGUGACAAGUGUAGUGUGGCAUGCCAUGUUUUGCAUUAUUAAACUGCACUACAUUGUGGGGGUGUUAGCAGAAGGGAGAAGACUAGACAUUGUUCCAUUGUGGGGAUUUUUCAGGGUGUUAUAUGUGCCAAAAGUAGACAUGAAAAUAAAUGGUGGGCAGUACUUAAAAGGAUGGUUCAUUUGCUGUUACUUUCAGCUUGUUGUCAAAACCUAAGACAGUUUUAAGACUGUCCAGGUCUGCUCACUAUCAGUGAUAAAAAAUCUUUUUCACAAGAAAAUAUUUUGCUCUUGAAACAAACUUUAAAACAAUUAUUUCACACACUGACCUUGCAGCAUUGAUAUUUUCACUGCUUACCAAUGUCGGACCAACUUUCCAAUGUGCUAUGAAGUGCCACAAAUAUUAGUGUUGGUUUUCACAGGUCAAGUAACAACUACAAGAACAUAGACACAAACCAAAUUGACAAGUUGAUCCGUUUUUUUUUUUGUUUGUUUUUGUUUUUUUAUACAUAUAAAUUUAACUCUGCCAAAAAGAUGCGGUUAUCUUCUGCUUCAUAUUUAAACUAACAUUUUACCUAGCGAGUAUGUUCUCUUAACACAAUUUCAUUC